UCUUCCGCAUUCGUCUGUUUACUGAUUAGCGCCAUAGCUAAGCUAACUUUAAUUUUGUAAUUGUCGUGUUUUUGUGUGAUGGCAGACCCAAAGGCACAAAAUAUUAGCUCGAUUCCAAUAGAUGGCUUUAGCAAUUUAAGAAUUACAUCAAUAUGGACUUUUCUCAUGUCUGUGCAGUGGUCGGAGCCCUGGCUCAUAGGGCUGGUUAGCUUUCAUGUUGUGUGUUUAUUUGUGACUCUGGUGACAUGCAAAUUCUACAAAGCACAGAUAUGUCACUUCGUGCUCAUGGCCGGUUUAGUGUACAGUGCAGAGUAUUUGAACGAGUUGGCUGCUAUGAACUGGAGGUCCUUUUCUAAUUUUCAAUACUUUGAUUCCAAGGGCAUGUUCAUAUCUUUGGUAUUCUCCAUUCCUCUUUUGAUGAACACAGUCAUUAUUGUUAUGGUGUGGGUCUACAGGACAUUUUCCGCUAUGACUGAGCUGAAAACUCUGCAGCUUAAAAGGAAGAUGCACAGACAAAAGCGUGAAAAGACUGACUGACCUAUUUAUUUCCUGAAAUGGAUUUGAUCAAAACGAAUCCUUAAUCCUAAUCCCAAAUGUUGGAAUGAAGAAAUGUUUUUUGGUUACUGCAAAAGGACUUAUGAAAGAGCAGAAAGGGGCCAUAAAGGGUAAUUUUUGUAUAUGCUGUAUGUAACUAUAUGUGUUUUAUUGAAACUUGAAAGGACAUUAAACUUUUUGAGUGCCA
Boleophthalmus pectinirostris (great blue-spotted mudskipper) is the source of this 742-nucleotide messenger RNA. It is a transcript of the gene tmem18, whose product is annotated as transmembrane protein 18. The record is from RefSeq and is a predicted model, not a curated record. The transcript has 5 exons. Gene Ontology annotation, cellular component: nuclear membrane. The coding region runs from base 79 to 537 and encodes 152 amino acids. Lineage: Eukaryota; Metazoa; Chordata; Actinopteri; Gobiiformes; Gobiidae.